AUGAUUGAAGCAGAGGUGGUGAGUAAAGUUCUCGGGAUGGUUAGAGAUUCAAAAUCACGUAUUUCGGAGAAGAUUGAUCAUCAUGAUCAAAACAAUGAGCUACGGGUGAAUUCUCAAAGUUCAACAUUUUUGGGUGAAGUAAAGACUUUGAAUCAAAUGGUGAAGGAAAGACAUAUUUUACUUGUUCAAGAUGUUAAGAAAGUCAGAGAAGAUAUCAAUUUGCAAAUCCGUGAGCUUCGUGAAGAUACGCAUAGAGAGAUUGUUUCAGUUCAACAGGAUUAUGUGUCUCUAAACCAAAAGGUUAAUAUCAUUUGUGAUGCUCUUACAUGA
Lactuca saligna is the source of this 330-nucleotide messenger RNA. The record is from the annotation of a GenBank genome assembly. NCBI's taxonomy places the organism in Eukaryota, Viridiplantae, Streptophyta, Magnoliopsida, Asterales, Asteraceae.